Molecule: messenger RNA, 2242 nt
Organism: Drosophila innubila
Lineage: Eukaryota; Metazoa; Arthropoda; Insecta; Diptera; Drosophilidae
Gene: Ns2
Product: nucleolar GTP-binding protein 2
Exons: 3
Coding region: 99-2150 (683 amino acids)
Cellular component (GO): nucleolus
Molecular function (GO): GTP binding
Source: RefSeq, a predicted model, not a curated record
AACCUUUCUUUUGCGGAACGUGUUUGUUUUGAUUCGUGCGUGCUGUGAAAACGGCAUUUUAAUUCUAUCAAAGCGCACGUAAAUUAAACAAAACAAAUAUGCCGAAAGUACGCAGCACCCCGGGCAAGCCCCGGACCCAGGGAUUUAAUCAUUCCAACCACUCCAUGAAUCCGGAGCGACCAAAGAGUGGACUCAAAGGUGUUGCGCACCCGAGAACCAAAGGCACCAUCAAGCGCCUGCAGAUGUACCGAAAUUUCAAGGCCAAGCGCGAUCGUACUGGUAAAAUCAUAACUCCUGCACCAUUCCAGGGUCGUCUGCCGGCUGGAACGAUGGCCAGAGUAGAGCCAACGCCAAAAUGGUUCAGCAACUCGCGUGUUAUUUCGCAGAAUGCAUUGCAAAAGUUUCAGGAUGAGAUUGGCAAAGCUGUCAAGGAUCCCUAUCAGGUCAUAAUGAAACCCUCACAAUUGCCAGUCACUCUGCUGAACGAGGCUUCAAAAUAUCAACGUGUUCAUCUGCUAGACACGGAGAGCUUCGACAGUGUUUUUGGACCGAAAAAGCAACGUAAGCGUGUUAGCCUCAAAGUGCGAGAUCUGGAAGACUUGAGUCGCGCAGCCGAUGAACAGGCCGACAAAUAUGAUUCAACCAAGGACGUUGAUCUUAUACGCGAGGACACUGGCGAAAAGAAAUCUGUCAGGGAUUGGGUAUUCGGUGCUGGCCAAAGUAAACGUAUUUGGAAUGAAUUGCACAAAGUUGUGGAUGCAUCUGAUGUAUUGCUGCAGGUACUCGACGCGCGUGAUCCAAUGGGCACUCGCUCCAAAUACCUUGAGGAGUUCUUGCGCAAGGAAAAGCCGCACAAACAUCUGUUCUUCAUUCUGAACAAGGUGGAUUUGGUGCCCGUGUGGGUGACCCAACGCUGGGUGGCAAUCCUAAGUGCAGAGUAUCCCACAAUUGCCUUCCAUGCCUCCCUCCAGCAUCCCUUUGGCAAGGGUGCACUUAUCAACUUGUUCCGCCAGUUGGGCAAACUUCACAUGGACAAGAAACAAAUUAGCGUUGGCUUCAUUGGUUACCCAAAUGUGGGCAAAUCCUCGGUCAUAAAUGCCUUGCGCUCCAAGAAGGUCUGCAAUGUGGCACCGAUUGCUGGCGAAACCAAAGUCUGGCAGUACAUAACGCUGAUGAAGCGCAUAUUCCUAAUUGAUUGUCCUGGAGUGGUCUAUCCCUCGGCAGAAACGGACACGGAGAAGGUGCUUAAGGGUGUUGUGCGCGUUGAGCUGGUCACCAAUCCAGAAGAUUAUGUAGAGACAGUGUUGCAGCGUGUGCGUAAGGAGUACAUUGCAAAGAACUACAAAAUCGAGAACUGGACGACGUCCACACACUUCCUGGAGCAGCUGGCCAAAAAGUCCGGUAAACUGUUGAAAGGUGGCGAGCCAGACAUAACGGUGACUGCGCGCAUGGUGCUUAACGAUUGGCAGCGUGGCAAGCUACCCUUCUAUGUGCCUCCCGAAGGCUUUGCCAUACCCAAAUCCCAAGAGGGCAAGCCAACAGAGGAGGAAGUACCUGACGUUGGUGAUGUAGCUGUUGCUGAUGAGGAUGCCGAUGCUGAUGGCAAAUCAGAGGCGCCUACAUUUGUAAGCGAGUCGGUGAAAAAAGCGCGCGAGUUUAAGCAAAUUCAAGACUUUCGUAAAAUUCGCGUUGGUCUGGAAUAUGAGCAGCAGGACGAGCGCGAACUGGACCACAUUGACCUGGAGCUAUUGGAGCAACAGAAAGCAGAGCGUGCCGCACGCAAGAAGGCACGUCUUGUCAAUCCUGACGAUGAUGUAGAUUCUAGUGAUGGUGCCAGCGAUUUCUAUUCCGAGGAUGAGUACAAUGAGGAUCUACAGCGUGUAGUCCACAAGAAGGCCAAGGAAAAGAAAACCCAAAAUUUGGCAAUCACUUCGUCAGGGAAAUUCCGUGUGGCCAAGGUUCAACCCGGUGAUUCGGAUAAUAUGGAGGAUAGUGACGAUGAUGGUCCUAGUAGCGCCAAAGCACCACGCCUUACGGCAAAACAGAAGCGUGCACUGGAACGCAACCAGAAGCGCAAGAAAAUUGGCAGCAAUUUCUAUGAGAUGACCAAUGUGAAGAAUCGCAAUCGCAACAAGAAAAAGGACACGUAGCAUUGUUAAUCUCUAGGUUAUAUAUUUCGUUGCAGAGAACGCUACAAAUUACUAAAUUAAGACUCCAGAAUACAACUGUUUGCCCCCACAAA